Messenger RNA from Nannospalax galili (Upper Galilee mountains blind mole rat), 3883 nucleotides. It is a transcript of the gene Senp6, whose product is annotated as SUMO specific peptidase 6. The transcript has 25 exons. The record is from RefSeq and is a predicted model, not a curated record. NCBI's taxonomy places the organism in Eukaryota, Metazoa, Chordata, Mammalia, Rodentia, Spalacidae. Gene Ontology annotation, biological process: protein desumoylation; regulation of spindle assembly; regulation of kinetochore assembly. Gene Ontology annotation, cellular component: cytoplasm; nucleus. Gene Ontology annotation, molecular function: SUMO-specific endopeptidase activity. The coding region runs from base 279 to 3695 and encodes 1138 amino acids.
CCAGGCUGUGGGCCUGGCUGCCGUUGCCGCCGCUCGCGCUGCCAGAGAGAUCUGAAGAGGCGCCCAGGCCGCGGGGCCUCGCCGCCGCCCGCUGGCCCACGACCGGCGCGCCAACCUGCUUUGUGUGGACCCGGCCGGCGGGGAGCGCCGCCCGCGACCCGCGGAGCCUGAGGCCCGCCACCCUGCGGCUGCUUCUCUCCCGCGGCGCGACCCGGGAUCCCCGCGAGCACCGCGGCGGUGCGGGCCAUGGAGUGAGGAGGCGGCGUGGGAGGAGGAAGAUGGCGGCGGGCAAGAGCGGCGGCAGCGCCGGGGAGAUUACUUUUCUGGAAGCUUUGGCUAGAUCAGAGUCUAAGAGAGAUGGAGGUUUUAAAAAUAAUUGGAGCUUUGAUCAUGAAGAAGAAAGUGAAGGAGAUACAAAUAAAGAUGGGGCAAAUCUACUUAGUGUAGAAGAUGAGGAUUCUGAAACCUCGAAAGGCAAAAAGUUAAAUCAGAGAUCUGAAAUUGUUGCUACUAGUUCUGGUGAUUUCAUCUUGAAGACAUAUGUGAGACGAAACAAGACUGACAGCUUUAAAACUUUGAAAGGCAACCCAAUUGGAUUUAACAUGCUGAGCAGCAGUAAGAAACUGAGUGAAAAUACACAAAACACACCAUUAUGCUCUGGAACUGUAGUUCAUGGUAGACGUUUUCAUCAUGCACAUGCACAGAUCCCAGCAGUCAAAACAGCAGCUCAAAGCAAUCAGGACCGAAAAGAAAGGAAAGAAUACCCACCUCACGUCCAAAAAGUUGAAAUUAAUCCUGUAAGGUUAAGUCGGUUCCAAGGUGUAGAACGCAUAACAAAGAAAACAGAAGAGUCUGAAUCACAUGAAGAGCCUGAACUUAAGAGGAAAGUACAACAGAAACGGCACCGUGGUACAUACCAACCGACUCCUCUAUCCCCUGCCUCAAAGAAGUGCUUAACCCAUUUACAGGUUUCUGAACAGCGUGAAUGUUGCCCAAAAUGUGGACAAGAAAAAGAAAAUCAGACCAAAUGCCAAAGUUGUGGUAUUAUUUUUCGUAAUGAUUUGCAAAGAAAUUGUAGACAAGCUGUAACUUUGAAUGAAUCUACUGGACCAUUAUUAAGAACAUCAAUUCAUCAUAAUUCUGGAGGACAGAAGUCACAAAACACAGGAUUAACAACUAAGAAGUUUUAUGGUAACAGUGUGGAAAAGAUUCCAAUUGAUAUUGUGGUGAAUUGUGAUGAUACUAGACACAAUUACAUACAGACUAAUGGAAAAAUCAUUUUACCUGGGGGAAAAAUACCUAGAAUUACAAACUCAAAAGAAAGAAAAACAAGCCUGUCAGAUCUGAAUGAUCCAAUCAUUUUAUCGAGUGAUGAUGAUGACGAUGACAUGACUAACAGAAGAGAGAGGAUAUCUCCUCAACCUGCAGACUCAGCAUGUUCAUCCCCAGCACCAUCCACUGGAAAAGUAGAAGCUGCACUAAAUGCAAACACCUUCAGAACAGAUAAUGAACUAAGAAGCAAUCUAGCCGAAUCAGAGUUAAAUACAGUUACCUUGCCAAGAAAAGCAAGAAUGAAGGACCAGUUUGGCAAUUCUAUUAGCACACCUCUAAAACGCCGUAAAGUGAAUGCUCAUGAAACUUUAGUUAGUCCUGUGUCUUUAAACUGCCAAAAUUCCUAUGAAAGUGUCAUUUUAAAUUGCCGAAGUAUACGAGUAGGAACCCUCUUUCGACUGUUAGUAGAGCCUGUAAUUUUUUCUUUAGAUUUGAUCAAGAUACAUCUUGAUGGACCAGAAAGUGAUCCUGUAGAAAUUAUUUUAAAUACCUCUGAUCUAACUAAAUGUGAAUGGUGUAAUGUUCGGAAAUUACCAGUAGUAUUUCUCCAGGCAAUACCAGCAGUUUAUCAAAAGCUGAGCAUGCAACUCCAAAUGAAUAAGGAAGAUAAAGUUUGGAAUGAUUGUAAAGGACUGAAUAGGUUAACAAGUUUAGAAGAACAGUACAUAAUUUUAAUUUUUCAAACUGGCCUUGAUCCUCAGGCAAAUGUGGUCUUUGAAAGCAUAAUUACUGACAUUGGUAUAAAGAAUAACGUUUCCAACUUUUUUGCGAAAAUUCCCUUUGAAGAAGCCAACAGUAGACUUGUGGCCUGUACAAGAAGCUAUGAAGAGAGCAUCAGAGGAAAUUGUGUACAAAAAGAAAACAAAGUUAAAAUGGUAUCCUUUGAAUCUAAAAUACAACUUAGAAGCAAACAAGAAUUCCAGUUUUUUGAUGAUGAAGAAGAAACUGGAGAGGGUCAUACCAUCUUCAUUGGACCUGUAGAAAAAUUAAUAGUGUAUCCACCACCUCCAGCUAAGGGAGGCAUCUCUGUUACUAAUGAGGACCUGCACUGUCUAAGUGAAGGAGAAUUUUUAAAUGAUGUUAUUAUAGACUUUUAUUUGAAAUAUUUGGUGCUUGAAAAACUGAAGAAAGAAGAAGCUGACCGAAUUCAUAUAUUCAGUUCUUUUUUCUAUAAACGCCUUAAUCAGAGAGAGAGGAGAAGUUCUGAAACAACUAAUCUAUCAAUACAACAGAAACGACAUGGGAGAGUAAAAACAUGGACCCGACACGUAGAUAUUUUUGAGAAGGAUUUUAUUUUUGUACCCCUUAAUGAAGCUGCACACUGGUUUUUGGCUGUUGUUUGUUUCCCUGGUUUGGAAAAGCCAAAGUAUGAGCCUAAUCCUCAUUACCAUGAAAAUGCAGCCGUGCAAAAAAGUUCAACUGCAGAGGACAGUUGUAUUGCUACUUCCUCCAAUGAAAUGGACAGUUAUUCACAGAACUCUCCUGCCAAGCCUGUAAUUAAGAAGAUGCUAAAUAAAAAGCAUUGCUUAUCUGUAACCAGUUCAAGUGCUGGACAGGAAGAAAGUGAGCCUUGUUACCGGAGAAACACAUACAGUGUGAAAUGCAGUGUGAAAAAAAAAAAUCAUGCUAUAAGUGAACAUGAAGAACCAAAUAAAGGAGAAUCUGCAUGCCAGGAGGUUGUUGAUAGGACUAAAAGUGAGAAUGGCCUGCAGGAUGAAUGUUUAAGUUCUAUACAUCAUCCAGAUGGCUUAAGCAAAAUCAGACUAAACUAUGGGGAUCAGUCAACUGAAGGUGGGAAAAUGCUUGAGGAUGAACUCAUUGACUUCUCAGAAGAUCAGGAUAAUCAGGAUGAUAGCAGUGAUGAUGGAUUCCUUGCUGAUGAAAACUGCAAUUCAGAAAUUGGACAGUGGCAUUUAAAGCCUACUAUCUGUAAACAACCUUGUAUUCUACUGAUGGACUCACUCAGAGGUCCUUCUCGAUCCAAUGUUGUCAAAAUUCUGAGAGAGUAUUUAGAAGUGGAAUGGGAAGUUAAAAAAGGAAGCAAAAGAAGUUUUUCCAAAGAUGUUAUGAAAGGCUCUAAUCCAAAAGUUCCGCAGCAGAACAACUUCAGUGAUUGUGGUGUGUACAUACUACAGUAUGUAGAGAGCUUUUUUGAGAAUCCAAUUCUAAACUUUGAACUACCUAUGAAUUUAGUGAAUUGGUUUCCUCCCCCGAGAAUGAAAACAAAAAGAGAAGAAAUCCGAAACAUAAUUCUGAAGCUGCAGGAAGGUCAGAGUCAAGAGAAGCAGCCUAAGGACACUUGUUCCACAGAAGCCCCCUCAGGGGGAGGAGCAGAGCAGUGUGUCAGCAGUGUCCCUGAGUGACCAGGAGCCCACUGCUCCGCAGUUCUGCCUUCAGAACUCUGCGACUUGUAGCUUUGGGUGUGGACAGUGAAGAGCUACAGCUCACUGCUCAGAGAUUGAAGAAUGUUAAAUGCUUGUACAAAAUGUCCUAUAAUUAAUUUCCAAAGGAGAAUAUGUAUUAAGUAAAAGUCUGUAAAUAUGUUAAUGAG